UUAUUUCUGGUGUAUGACGAGGAUUUAAGGAAUUUGUUCAAGAAAGUGGUGUGGUGUGAUGAAAGAGGUGGAAGUGGUUAUGGACUUCUACUAAUUUCGAAAACAAUGGAAAAGAAUGAAGAAGAUGAGGUUAUUUGCGAAACAUUUAUGGUGAAGAGAUCUCAAAACAAGAAGUAUUUCACACCCAUCAAUUACAAGGAGAGGUGGUUGGUGCUCACUCGUCGGGCUCUCGUUUACUAUGACAAUGCCAACGAGAAGCGCAAGGAGCGCGGGAGAAUCGAGACUGAAGCGAUACACACGGUGGAGCAAGCGGAGCUGGGCGAGCUCUGCAAGCAGCUCCCCGAGAGCGACGGCGACAGCGCGCUCUUCAGGUAUCCCUUCCAGGUGGGGUACACCGAGCGCGGCACCGACUAUACGUUGUACCUCGUCGCCGGCAGCAACGCCGAGCGGGUGCAGUGGAUUAACUCCAUCAGAUCAGUGUGCAUAUCGAACGGGCGGGCGCGCGCGCGCUACCACCCGGCCGCGUGGUCGCGCAGCUGGUCGUGCUGCGACGCGGAGCGGCGAGCGGCGCCGGGCUGUGCGCUCGCCGCCGUCUGGGCGCCGGAGCCCGAGCCCGACCUGCUGCAGCAUAAGGAGAACAGGAACACUAGUAACUUACAACCGGUGACUGCAGCGGUCACCAUGCCCGGGGGAGGCGGCGCGCCUCCCGGCACUCCGUCAGCUAAACUUAAAGAAAAACAAAGAAAAGUUGUGGUUGCCCUUUACCCGUUUAAGGCAAUUGAAAGCGGAGACCUCUCCUUAGAAAAGGGAGCGGAAUAUGAAGUUAUCGAUGACUCGCAAGAACAUUGGUGGAAAGUAAAAGACGAAAAUGGGUCCGUUGGAUUCAUCCCUAGCAAUUACGUGAAAGAAAAGGAAACAUUAGGACUCCAGAAGUACGAAUGGUACGUGGGCGAGAUGUCGCGGCAGCGGGCCGAGUCGCUGCUCAAGCAGGAGGACAAGGAGGGCUGCUUCGUGGUGCGCAACUCCUCCACCAAGGGCAUGUACACGCUCUCGCUCUACACCAAAGUAAACCACGCGCAAACAAAACACUACCACAUAAAGCAGAACAGCCGCGGCGAGUUCUACUUGUCGGACAAGCACUGCUGCGCCUCCAUCCCCGAGCUCAUCAACUACCACAAGCACAACAGCGGCGGGCUGUGCUCGCGGCUCAAGGCCACGCCCUGCGACCGGCCCGCGCCGCCCACCGCCGGCCUCAGCCACGACAAAUGGGAGAUCGACCCGUCGGAGCUGGUGCUGCUCGAGGAGCUGGGCGCGGGGCAGUUCGGCGUGGUGCGGCGCGGCAAGUGGCGCGGCCGCAUCGACACCGCCGUCAAGAUGAUGAAGGAGGGCACCAUGUCCGAGGACGACUUCAUCGAGGAGGCCAAGGUCAUGACCAAACUGCAACACCAGAACCUGGUGCAGCUAUACGGGGUGUGCUCCAAACGACGGCCCAUCUACAUCGUGACGGAGUACAUGCGGCACGGCUCGCUGUUCAACUACCUGCGCCGCACCGCGCCCGACCAGCUGCCCGCCGCCGUGCUGCUCGACAUGUGCAUACAGGUGUGCAAAGGAAUGGCGUAUUUGGAGAGGCAUAACUACAUCCAUCGAGAUUUAGCUGCAAGAAAUUGCUUAGUAGGAGACGAAAACGUAGUAAAAGUGGCGGACUUCGGUCUGGCGCGGUACGUGCUGGACGACCAGUACACCAGCUCGGGCGGCACCAAGUUCCCCAUCAAGUGGGCGCCGCCCGAGGUGCUCAACUACACGCGCUUCUCCUCCAAGUCCGACGUGUGGGCCUUCGGUGUUCUGAUGUGGGAGGUGUUCACGUGCGGCCAAGUGCCGUACGGGCGGAUGAAGAACACGCAGGUUGUGGAGAUGGUGCAGCGAGGACAUCUGCUGGAGAAACCUGAUGGCGCCUCACCCGUCAUAUAUAAUGUGAUGCGCGCGUGCUGGCGCGCCUUGCCGGACGAGCGGCCGUCGUUCCGCGCGCUGAAGGAGGAGCUGGCGGGCGUGGCGCAGGCCGUGCUGGCCGACUGACUGCGCCUGCUGCUCGCGCUGCUGCGCCCCGCGCCCCCCGCCCCCGCCCCCGCCCCCGCCCCCGCCCCCGCCCCCG
Cydia amplana is the source of this 2149-nucleotide messenger RNA. It is a transcript of the gene Btk29A, whose product is annotated as tyrosine-protein kinase Btk. Gene Ontology annotation, molecular function: protein binding; non-membrane spanning protein tyrosine kinase activity; ATP binding. Gene Ontology annotation, cellular component: plasma membrane. Lineage: Eukaryota; Metazoa; Arthropoda; Insecta; Lepidoptera; Tortricidae. Gene Ontology annotation, biological process: intracellular signal transduction; protein phosphorylation. The transcript is spliced from 17 exons. Bases 106 to 2073 code for a protein of 655 amino acids. The record is from RefSeq and is a predicted model, not a curated record.